ACCAGGUAGUUAACAGGUAGUUAAUUAAAGUAUGGCGUCGCUAGCUGCGCAGUGGCCGCACGCUUUCAUGCGCACGGCGGAAGGUAUCACUCUGCACUACGUGGAUGUGGGGCCUCGAGACGCAUUGCCUGUUGUGCUGGUGCACGGCUGGCCUGAUCUCUGGUUCGGGUGGAGGCACCAAAUCCAGGCACUGCAGUCAUCCUACCGUCUCAUUGUACCUGACCUCCGCGGCUUCGGUCAGAGCUCCACACCACAGAACGUGGAGGCUUAUGGCGCCAAGAACGUCACGAACGACUUGGCUGCACUCUUGGACGGCCUGGACAUUGAGAAGGCUGCGUUCCUCGGCCACGAUUGGGGUGGAGGAAUGGUCUGGCGCAUGUGCCUUUACCAUCCUGAGCGAGUGAUCGCUGUUGGUGCUGUGUGCACAGCCUACACGCCUCCAGCCAAGCGCUUGAUGCCAUUAGACGUUGUCGUCGCCAAGGUCCCGUAUUUCUCGUACCAGAAGAUCCUGGCAGACGCUGAGAACACGGGAAAGAUGUUGGAUACAGCUCCACGUCGCUUCCUCACUGCUGUAUUCCGCAAACACUCGGAGAUGAGUCCGACGCUGGAAGAUGGCAAAAUGCCGAUUAUCGGUACGCUCCAGGGCGUGACAAACUCCACGGAUCCAAUCUUCACGCAGCGCUCGGCAAUGCUGUCGGAGAAGGAGCUUCAGUACUAUGUGGAUCAGUACAAACGCUCCAAGUUUCAGAGCACGUGCCAGUACUACGCGACGCGAGAGAUCGACUUCAAGGACGAGCAGGGGAUGGCUCCAAUCAUCAACCACCCGGCGCUAUUCAUCGCCGCGGCAAAUGACCACGUUCUUAAACCCGAAUUGGCUCACAAAAUGCAUCGAUUUCUACCUAAUCUGGAGACCCACGUCGUGGAUGACGCCGGCCACUGGGUCUUAUGGGAGCAGAAGGAACGCGUGAAUGGGAUUCUGAAGGCCUGGCUGGACAAGCUCUCGGCUACUGGAGCUAAUCGCAGCAAGCUGUAAGCAGAAAGGAACGAGUGUGAGGAAGAAAAGAGUCAACUGCAUUAUCUUAGCUACGUAUUCGAAUGUAUUACCAGCUAAUUUGAUGAGAAGUUGCUAUUUUGCCUGCAACUAUGGUACAAUCGAUGUCGGUUCGCAGAUUCGGUCCAGCCACUGAUGCAGAAUUCUCGUG
Messenger RNA from Phytophthora nicotianae INRA-310, 1202 nucleotides. RefSeq lists its product as hypothetical. Gene Ontology annotation, molecular function: hydrolase activity. The record is from RefSeq and is a predicted model, not a curated record. The coding region runs from base 32 to 1033 and encodes 333 amino acids. The transcript is spliced from 5 exons. NCBI's taxonomy places the organism in Eukaryota, Oomycota, Peronosporomycetes, Peronosporales, Peronosporaceae.